GUAAUGUCCACUUCAUGCUUGUUUCGAACGGUUGAGAAAUUUGUUUGUUUACUUGCUUCAUUCGACAUUUUUUUUUUGACUCCCUGGGAUGGCUUUUCUUGAAUUCUUUUUGGCAGCUUUCCUGACUGAAAGACUAUAAGAACUUUUGACUGACAAAAAAGAAAAAAAACAUAUCUCCACCUUAAAAAUAUGCAAGCGUGCCAUGAAGUCAAAGAAUCAGUAUUAAAAAUGAGGAUCCAAGAGUUGGAAAUAAUCGAAUUUGGUGUGGGUUCUUAUGGAAGAAUCAGUCGGAGUGUGAUAUUUUGCAGGUUUUGCUACAUUCUGAUUGAGCCCAAAUGUCAGUCAUUAAACUCUCUGGUGGUGCUACACUAGUUCGUGGGAAUACUGCGGGUAAAUGUGGAAGAAGGCCAAUUAGGAAGGCUACCAAUCUACAAAAUUCUUCAAAAUGGAUUCUUCAUAGUGAUUUUCUUGGAGCAAAUCAGAGGAAGGUAUUGACAUGCAACAAUGCUGCUCCGAAUUCUGGAUUAGUCAGUGAUCAGCAUUCUUUGAAUUAUGAAGCGGGUUCUUCUUCUUAUGUGGAAAAAAGGUGUACUUCAACCCGAGAGCGACUCUGUAGCGGAUCAAAUGAAGGAGACAUAGCUGUGACAGGAACGUUAAAGGAUCAACCCAAUGCUCCAGCUGUCUUUUGUGAGCUAGCAAUGCUGUCACUGCCAGCUAUUGCAGGACAAGCAAUUGAACCUUUAGCACAACUCAUGGGAACGGCUUAUGUUGGAAGAUUAGGUGUACUCGAGUUGGCUGCAGGCGGAGUAUCACUUUCAAUAUUCAAUGUUAUAUCUAAGGUGUUCAACAUUCCUCUCCUUAGUCUGUCUACUUCGUUUGUCGCUGAAGAUAUUUCUCAACACUCACACGAGGACACCACUCCAGAUAGAAGAAGGGCUUUAGCCUCAGUUUCUACAGCCUUAGCUUUAUCUUUUGCAAUUGGAUUAUUUGAGGCAGCAGCAAUGACCUUAGGAUCAGGACUCUUUCUGAACAUUAUGGGUGUAUCAACAGCUUCCCCAAUGCGUAGUCCAGCUGAAAACUUUCUUAGACUCAGAGCAAUUGGAGCUCCAGCAGUAGUGGUUUCUCUUGCCAUUCAAGGCAUAUUCCGCGGUUUCAAGGAUACAAGGACCACUGUCUUAUGUUUAGGAAUUGGCAAUUUGGCAGCUGUGUUCUUCUUUCCAGUAUCCAUGUAUACCUUUCGCUUGGGUAUAACUGGUGCAGCAAUUUCCACAGUUGCAUCUCAAUACAUUGUCACCAUUUUGAUGUUGUGGCAUCUGAACAAGAGGACCAUACUGCAGUUCUGCAAUAUGAAAAAUUUGCAGUUUGGUGACUACUUAAGAUCAGGUGGUUUUGUUCUAGGAAAAACUGUAGCUGUUGCAACAACAGUGACUUUGAGCACGUCAAUGGUUGCCCAUCUUGGAGCUCUAUCUGUGGCUGCUCAUCAGAUAUGCUUGCAAGUUUGGUUGGCUGCUCCACUCCUAGUUGAAGCUCAAGCUUCUGCUGCUCAGGCUCUAAUCGCAAGUUCAUUUGCUAAAGCUGAGUUCAGCAGAGUCAAAGAGAUAACAUAUGCAGUCUUAAAGACAGGAUUACUCACAGGUGUUGCUUUAGCUGUCAUAUUGGGCUUGUCUCUUCCUCUAUUGGCCAAAUUGUUUACUACUGAUGCACAAGUGCAAAAUAUAAUUGGAUCUGUUAUACUGCUCGUCAGUGCCAGUCAGCCUCUUAGUGCUCUGGCAUACGUUUUUGACGGUCUCCAUUAUGGUGUUUCUGAUUUCCCCUAUGCAGGUUGCUCGAUGAUGGUCAUCGGGGCAAUCUCAUCAGCAUUUCUCAUCCAAGCUUCUUCAAUGCUUGGUCUUUCAGGAAUUUGGUCAGGUUUGACUUUAUUCAUGGGGUUGCGCUCCAUCAGUGGAUUUUGGAGGUUAUCACAAAAAAGUGGUCCGUGGUGGUUCUUGCAGGACAGGAACGAACUUGAAACUAAGGUCGCAGUGAUUCCUGAACGGCAAUGAGUUCCGAAGCAUUACUUGCUUCUGUUGCAUUCAUCUUUCUUCAGCUCCUCAUUUCUUGACUCAAUUUGUUCCCUGUUCUAAACAUAUGAAAUAGUUGAGGAAUCUGUGGUAACUCAGUCUGUUUAGGUGGAGCUGCAUUAAGUUGUCUCCACAUUUUAUUCCAUUCCAUGCUCGCAUAUUGAUAUAAUCUACACAACCUGAUGUUCAGUUGUCAAAAACCAUACUCCUGUAACGAGCACAGAUUGUAUUCUCCAGAUCCAAGGGCAACAUGGUUGAAGAUUAGAUACAACCUACUGUCUCUAUAGUUUCUUCUGUUAAAGUGUAAAACCACCGUACUUCAGAAAUUUUCUGUUCAUAUAAAUUUGGUCCUCUCAUGGGGUCAAGAAUGCCAGUGGGACAAAUAAAUUUGAGACC
This is a messenger RNA of Coffea arabica (coffee), 2456 nucleotides long. RefSeq names its product protein DETOXIFICATION 45, chloroplastic. Lineage: Eukaryota; Viridiplantae; Streptophyta; Magnoliopsida; Gentianales; Rubiaceae. Gene Ontology annotation, molecular function: xenobiotic transmembrane transporter activity; antiporter activity. The record is from RefSeq and is a predicted model, not a curated record. Gene Ontology annotation, biological process: transmembrane transport. Gene Ontology annotation, cellular component: membrane.